UGAUCCGUGUCCCUGCGUGUGCAGGGAGCCCUGAUCCGUGUCCCUGUGUGCGCAGGGAACCCGCAGGGCCCUGCUGGGGCCGGGACACUGCCCGGGCUCAGCCCGGUACCAUGACAUUCAUGGCGUUCCAUGACUGGGAGCUGGCACAGAUCCGUCUAUUGCAAAAAGAAGGGCAAGAAAUGAUUGCAGGCAGCCAGGUGACAGAGAAACCACCAGACAUGCUCCUGAUGGAGAUUGACAGAGAUAAUGAUGCCAUUGCAUUUGAAAAUAACAUCCAGCAACUGAGCCCAUCUGAAGAGGGGGAAGGAAAGGAAUUUUUUUCCACAGUUGAGGAAACAGAGAGUCAGAGCUGCAAAGGGGGUGAUGAUUUGUCAGACUUAUUCAAUGAAAGUGAAGAGCAGGAAUAUCCAACUGCAUCAGAAAAUCUCAGGAAUCUAAAAUUUGAGGCUUGUGCUCCACAUCAGGAAAAAGCCAAGUUAUCAAGUCGUAGGUGUCAUUUGAGAUCCCAUUCGGAUGAGAAACGUCACACGUGUCACCUCUGCCCGAAGGCCUUCCAUACAGCAGCUCUGCUGCAUAACCAUGUGAACGCACAUACAGGGAACAAGCCCCAUAAAUGCAGUGAGUGUGACGCAGCCUUUGUGACCCGAGGGGAGCUUUCAAGACACAGGAGGUACAAACACACUUUGGAGAAGCCUUUCAAGUGCACAAUAUGUGAAUACUCUAGUGUAGAAGCCAGCAAGAUGAGGCGCCACGUUCGCUCGCACACGGGAGAGCGGCCCUACCCCUGCCACCUGUGCAGCUAUGCCAGCAAAGAUGCCUACCAACUGAAAAGGCACAUGUUAACUCACACAGGUGAAAAACGCUAUGAAUGUUACAUUUGCCAAGCCAGAUUCACUCAAAGUGGUACCAUGAAAAUCCAUGUGUUACAGAAGCAUGGAGAAAAUGUGCCAAAACACCAAUGUCCACAUUGUAGUACUUUCCUUUCCCGAAAAAGAGAUUUGGGUGUCCACCUGAGGAAUCUGCACUCCUACAUGGAAGAGGCAGUGAAGUGCAGGGACUGUGGGGCAGCUUUCCACGAGUGCUACGCUUUCCUUCAGCACAGGAAGGCUCACAGGAGUGAGGAGACAUUCAGGUGUGCCCAGUGCAGCUGCACGUGUAACCAGAGUAAUACGUGUAAGCGUGCUGAAAAUUGUGGAUUGGUGAGGGAAAAAACUGCUACACCCAGAAAAGGAAGAAAAGGCAAAAAUAAAAUCCCUGAGAACCCGAAGCAUGCUAAGCCAGAAGUUACCCUGAAAUUAUUCCCAGAUGACUCUACUGUGAAAAAUGAACACUGUGCCAGUGAGAUCGUUCCUGUUUUAGAUGGGACAGAAACAGCAACACCGAGAGAACACAGAACAGAAACAACUCAUUAAAUGGAUCCUCAACAUGAUGGACAAAUGAUGCACAAACAGACUGGUCUUCCUUGCCCUCAGUAGCUGUAACUGGGCAGUUCAAAGUGUGGGACUACCUCCAGUUGGAAAGGUUGUAAAGAUGCUGGUUGGAAGCUGUUGGAGCCCUUCUGUGCUCAUGUUUCUUCUUGCUGCAGUUUCUACUGUGUAACUUAAAUACCACUGCAAAGAGGGAAAGUUAGAGGCAAUUUUCACCUGGUUUAUUACAUACAGGUAAUAACAGAGUGGCAAAAAACAGCUAAUUUCAGUUAUUUAUUAAAGAAUGGGUGUGUUGUUUCCCCUUGCAUUUGUUUUUUCCAGCUUUACUCACAGAAUUGUAGACUGAUCUGGGCAAGUUUAUCCCUCAGUAUCACUGAGAGCUGCCUGAAUUUCAGUGUUUAUAAUUUGCUGAGGUGAGCAGAUGAAAGGCAAUGAUUUUUUAGUACAAGGUACAUGGACUAAAUCUCCUUUCUGCAAACACUUUAGUUUCUAAUCAAAUUAAUGAUGCAACAGAAUGCAUGACGCAAUUUGGUGGAAAAGCACAAAUUUUUAUGCCUCAUACUGCUGGUAAUUAGAAACUGAUCUUUUGUCUGAGUUUUUCUCAGCUCAGUUAGCUGGGCAGACAGAACUGCAUGGCAAGAAUGAAGCAGGAACAGGGUGGCACAGAAGUGUGAAGGACCCACAUACUGACAAUGCAAAACCUUCUGUGACCUUAAGCUGAUUCUUUUUUGAAUGCAGGUGGGAUCUGUUUUCUUUAACCAGCUUUGCAGGAGUUCCCAUGGAAGUUUGUGAUCCUCCAUGUAGCACCAGAUCCAAUCCACACCCACGACUUUGAUUUUAAUUAGAUCUUCAAUAAAGCACAACUGUGUUACUUAGGAAAGUUCAUAUUUGUAGAGUACUUAAAAAUCAGAAAAAAAUUAACUGUCAAAUACAUUUCUCUUAACUUUCCUUAGGUUAUUAGAACUAUUUGGUUUAACUCUUAAUAAUUACUAGAGUCAUUACAGUAAGUACUAUUAAUUUUUAUGAUUCAUUACAAUGAUCACAGUUGCCAUUUAUGCACUGUUCACACUUUUUUUUGUCAUUUAUAAUUAAUACUUGGAAGCCUCAUAAAAACUUAAAUACUUUUAAAAUAUUUAUCUUUAAUGCAGCUAUUCUUUUGUUACAUUUCAUUAUGAAUAAGUACCAGCUUAAAUAACAAAUAUUAAUAAUAUUAGGCCAUGUAACAACUGAAUUUAAUUGAAAUGCCAAACCCUCAUCCCAGUUUCAAGAUUAACAUCUGUGUUUAACUUCAUUAUGGUGUGGAGUUUGACCAGUAUUUAAUGGUUUGGGUUUGCAGGUUGGGCAGGCUGCAGUUGCAGGUUCUGCUGAUGUGGUCAGGGACAGAGAAUUCCUGUGCUGUGCAUCCCAGGUGAGCUGCAGGCUCACAGCAACUGCUAACUUUUUUUACUUUGAAAAAUGAAAAAAAAAAAGAAACUUUAAGUUUUUGCCAGUUAGUUUAUUAACACAGCAUCUUUAUCCUAUACUUGGUAACAUGUCUGCAUGCCUGUUCUAGGGUAACUUGUUUAAUUCAGCAGCUGUUCUGUGACCAGAGCAGUGCCAGGAGCUUUGUGCCACGCAGUGUCCCCAGUAUCUCCCUGCUCACCGUGAGCAGAUAAGGGAGGAUUAGCAGGAGAUAAUUGCAGUCCUACAGUAAAUAAUCCCAUUUAUAGAGACCACACCAAAUCUCAGUCAAACACAUGAACAGGAAUUACCACUUUGGUAACAGAAACCUGCUUCAGUUUUGUAGCAAACCCUGAGAAGUCAGAGGGCUUGAAUUAAUUUAGAUUCCUUACUGAUUUUGUCCCUCCAUUACCGAUCUGUUAUUUCAGUGUUUAUAAAGUUUCAUAUCGAUUGCUCUGUGUCUGUUUACAUGCUGGUAAAAUUUUAGGAAGUUCAUUUGUUCUUACAAGUGACAGGAUUUAAGAAUACUUUUGUUCAUUAUAAUUGCUUAAAUGAUAUUGUUAACUUUGUUCUUGUUGAGCUGUUUCCCUUUGUGUUAUAAAUUCUAAGCAGCAGAUUGCUUGGUUAAAAUUAAUUUUAGAAGUUGUUUACAUUCCUUGAUCAAUUUGCUGAAUAUAUAUUGUGCAUUUGAAUUGUUAAUAACAAAGCUGACUCAUUCUGUGCUGACAUCUAAAAAUCAGACUACAUAGAGUGGAAUGUGAAUAUAGUAAUAAAAUAUAUUUUUAUCUCUGAA
Molecule: messenger RNA, 3660 nt
Organism: Taeniopygia guttata (zebra finch)
Lineage: Eukaryota; Metazoa; Chordata; Aves; Passeriformes; Estrildidae
Source: RefSeq, a predicted model, not a curated record